GUUUCUUUUCUGCAGGGCACAAUGUCCUCUGCUGAAGCACAAAACUAUCUGGAACAAGUAUCACUAAUCGAUCAACAGUUAACGGUAGUCACAGAUGACGAUGAGCGUACAUCUCUGCUAGAAAUGCGAGCAGAUCUGCUUGAACUAAUACAGUUGCUGAAUGAACAGGCUGAAGAAGGUGGGAGUGCGGAAGAUGCUCAAAGUCCAGCCGCUGAAGCUGAUAAUGUUAAUUUUGAUGACUUUGUUGGGAUGCGUUGCAUGGCCCCUUAUCCAAAAGCACAGCUACCCAUAUCACAUCACGCUGCUAUAAUUCUAGAAGUUUUACCGCAGGAUGUCACUGGUCCUGACAAAGGCUUGCAGGCCAAGGUUCUGUACAGCCAUCCAAUGUUGAAUGGAAUGCGACCUUGUUCUCACUUCCUUGCCGGAACAUGCCGUUUCGAUGAGAAAUGCAAGUUUAGCCAUGGUGAAGUCGUGCGAAUGGCUGAUAUGGAUGAAUACAAGGAUCCAGAUUUUAAUUCGCUGACUGUCGGAAGUCUCGUUCUUUCGACUGUCAAUGCUGCUUCACCACUUUGGGAGAUCGGUCGUAUCGUAGCCAUUCACAAAAAUGAUAUUGCUGUUAGGAUACUCAAAAGCAACAGCGAGGUUUCUACUAAGUUUGAUCACAUCGUCCCAUUGGAAGGCGACAUCGAAGAAGUGGCCGAGAAUUCACACUUGACCAGCCCAAGCGAGGCUGACGCUUCGAAUGAGAAUAGCCGUAAUGAAUAUUGGAACGAGCAGAAAGGAGAUAGAUGUGGAAACGUCACCGUGGGAGAUCUUGGAAAUUGGUAUGGAGGUGGAUUGGGAUUGAAGCUUAUGCAGAAGAUGGGAUACAAGUUGGGAGAGGGUCUUGGUAAAAACAGUGAUGGUAUUGUUCACGCUAUACAAGCAAAGAUUUGCCCGAAAAACAGCUCAGUUGAUGCAUGCAUGACUGGUAAAGUAAAGGUGGUCGAUGGUAUUCAAAAGGUGAAAACGCGAGUAAAGGAAGGGAUGAAGCAAACGAAUAAUUCAGUCGACGUUGACAUUUUCACAUUCCUCAAUCGAAAGUUGGAGCAGCCCCCAGCAAAAUCGGAGGAGGAGGAGCUGAAAGAGGAACAUCGCAGAUUAGCUAAAAGCAGCGUAAAGGCACUUGGAGUGCAAGGGCUUGACCUCGAAUCCGAGUUGAAACAUUUGCGAAGCAAAGAAAAGAAGCUGCUUGAGGGAAUUGCGAGAAAUAAGCACGACAAGCGAACUGUGGAACGGCUCAAAAACGGUCUCGCUGAAGUAGAAAAGGAGAUCCAGAGGACACAAGCGAAACGGCAAAGAGUUCAGUCGGAAUUGGGUGACAGACAAAAGAGGAAGAAAGACAUUUUCUGA
Molecule: messenger RNA, 1392 nt
Organism: Cylicocyclus nassatus
Lineage: Eukaryota; Metazoa; Nematoda; Chromadorea; Rhabditida; Strongylidae
Source: the annotation of a GenBank genome assembly